Molecule: messenger RNA, 911 nt
Organism: Dendronephthya gigantea
Lineage: Eukaryota; Metazoa; Cnidaria; Anthozoa; Malacalcyonacea; Nephtheidae
Product: transmembrane protein 128-like
Exons: 4
Coding region: 87-596 (169 amino acids)
Source: RefSeq, a predicted model, not a curated record
CGAGUAAUUUAAAGGCUGAGGACAGUCAUCUCACAAUCAUCUUAACAUGAAGUAUCCGCAAACAACAACAUAAACAAGAAACGAAGAUGGCGUUCAAAUUGGAUGAAAAUUUAAAAGAAGCAUUUCUUAAACAUCGUCGCGGAGAAUAUGAUAAAAAAUUAGAUGAUCGACUCCAGAAAGAAGGUAGAAAGAUUUUGGAAGAGAAUGAUCCCAAGAAUAAGUCAAAAGCCAUGUUAAAUAUUCACAUGGUCUUCUGGAUGGUUGCGUCGAUGGGAGUUUUUUAUUACACAGAUUUUUACAUGGCAGUGAAAAUUGACCCUAGAGUUUAUAGGUUAUGGCUCUAUGUUGGUUGUGUUUUUUUGUUGGUGAAUUUUACAAUAGCCUUUUACCUCAUAUUUUGGUGCUCAUAUUAUAAGAAUAUUCAGGAUUGGGAUAAAUACGCGCCAUUUGCAGUGCCCGUGGCAACUGCAGCGUUCAUUGCUGGAAUGAUUUGCUGCACAUAUGCAUUGUGGCCAUUAUGGGGCUUCUUCACACCACUUAUUCUAUUUACAUUAUUUAUGGGAGUUUUAUUUCUCCUCACAAUAAUACCAAUUUAAUGAAGUGUAGUGUACAUGUAAUGUACAGACUGUAAACUUCAAACUAGAGACAUAUUAUAGUGAUUUAUCAUACAUUCUCUUGCGCUGGCUUGCUUACAGAUCUUGUGUUUUUUGACAUAUGACAUACCCACUGGGUUGACUAAUGUUUUGUUGUACAUACUUUACAUUUCUGCGAUCACUAAUUCAAAUAGUAAAUUGUCAAUUUUUAAUAAUGUGUUUUCAAUUAGAAAAUGUUCAGUCUUUCCUUUUUUUGUACCAGUAGCAAAGUGAUUAGAAUGUAAAAUACAAGUUUGACCUGUACAAGUAUAAAAAUUA